AUGAUCGGAAACGAGAGUGCGAUGAAUCUGACCAGGAAAGCAAUCGAGGAACAUUGGCGGGCAUCGGAUGACAGUGAUACCGAAGCCGAAUACGCUAUCUAUGCCCGUGGUGGACACCCGGCUGACCGGCAAUUUACGGUGCUGCGAAUCUCAGGCGACGGCCAUAUAUGGGUGAGCGAAUGCAUCAUCACCUAUGACGGAGUACCAACAUACUCAGUCUCCAUCAUGCAGUUUGCUCGCGAGCUUGUGGUGCACGAGACACAGUACUUCGCUGAGAAAUUCAGUGCACCUACGUGGCGGGCAGCGCUCGCCGAGCCUAUACCAGGCGGGCAUAUCGAAGAGAGAUGA
Molecule: messenger RNA, 348 nt
Organism: Penicillium waksmanii
Lineage: Eukaryota; Fungi; Ascomycota; Eurotiomycetes; Eurotiales; Aspergillaceae
Exons: 2
Coding region: 1-348 (115 amino acids)
Source: RefSeq, a predicted model, not a curated record